Molecule: messenger RNA, 3837 nt
Organism: Boleophthalmus pectinirostris (great blue-spotted mudskipper)
Lineage: Eukaryota; Metazoa; Chordata; Actinopteri; Gobiiformes; Gobiidae
Gene: coro1b
Product: coronin, actin binding protein, 1B
Exons: 12
Coding region: 412-1923 (503 amino acids)
Biological process (GO): actin filament organization; cell migration
Molecular function (GO): actin filament binding
Source: RefSeq, a predicted model, not a curated record
GUGCGCUGAUUUCCGGUUUGCAAACAAAUGAGACGCAUUGUAUUCUCUCGUUUCCUGCGUGCCUUUGAUGCUUCCAUCUCGCUCCGGGCUACUGGCGUGUCUGGGACUCCGUUACAUCCGCCUAUUCUAUCUAACUAUCGUCUGCAUCGAAGACACAGCCGCCUGCAUCUUCCCCGGCACCAUCAGCAGCUUGACUACACUGACUCUUUCCUCCGCCCAUCGCCUUGGAUAAAGCGCCAUGGCCAGAGCGUGCGUUAUCAGGUCCGCGUCUUCGUCAUGAACCCCUGUUUGGACACAGAGGAUUAAGUUACUGUUGCUGGCGGCGGAUUAUUUGAUUGGCCUUCUCCUGUCACGAGCCUUUGGUGAUCCCUCUUUCAAUUAACAAGGUCUGCACUCAAAAAGAGUCAAGCCAUGUCCUUCCGACGAGUUGUACGACAGAGCAAAUUCCGACAUGUCUUUGCUCAAGCGUGGAAAACGGAGCAUUGCCUGGAUGACGUGCGCGUGUCCCGGGUCACAUGGGACAGUCCUCUUUGUGCAGUCAACCCCAAAUUCAUAGCUGUAAUUGUGGAGGCGGGAGGAGGGGGCACCUUUCUUGUUGUCCCGAUUAACAAGAGUGGCAGAGUUGAUCAGUCCUGGCCAACUGUUUGUGGCCAUCACGCUCCUGUGCUGGACAUCCAGUGGUCGCCUCAUGAUGACAAUAUCAUUGCAAGUGCCUCUGAGGAUAACACAGUGAAGGUGUGGCAGAUCCCAGAUGGUGGACUAACCAAGUCAAUGACUGAGGCCAUAGUGACGCUAGAAGGACAUAGUAAAAGAGUAGGAAUCAUAGCCUGGCACCCGUCUGCCUUGAACAUCCUCCUUUCAGCAGGCUGUGAUAAUGUGAUUUGUGUGUGGAACGUGGGCACGGGCGAGCUCGUGUACCAGCUGAGCGAUGCCCACCCUGACCUCAUCUACAGUGUGAGCUGGAAUAAGGAUGGAAGUGCCAUCUGUACCGUCUGUAAGGACAAGGCUCUGCGUGUCAUUGACCCACGGAGGGGCUCUGUGCUUAAGGUGAAGGAGAAGGUCCAUGAGGGCACCAGACCAAUGAGAGCUGUGUUUUUAACCAAUGGAAAGAUCCUGACCACUGGCUUUAGCCGGAUGAGUGAGCGACAGGUGGCUUUGUGGGAUACGAAAGACCUCUCUGAUCCAAUGGCUAUGCAGGAGAUGGACUCCAGUAACGGAGUACUUUUACCUUUUUAUGACCCAGACACAAACAUGGUUUACCUGUGUGGAAAGGGGGACAGCACUAUCCGGUAUUUUGAGAUCACAGAUGAAUCCCCUUAUGUUCACUUCCUGAGUCUGUACAGCAGCAAAGAACCUCAGAGAGGAGCUGGUUUUCUUAGUAAAAGAGGUGUAGAUGUCAACAAGUGCGAAAUUGCCAGGUUUUACAAAUUGCAUGAAAGAAAAGUGGAACCCAUUUCCAUGACUGUGCCACGAAAGUCAGACCUGUUUCAGGGCGACUUGUACCCUGACACUGCCAGUCUGGAGCCUGCGCUGUUAGCAGAAGAAUGGAUCGCCGGGCAGGACGCUCCCCCCCUCCUCGUCUCUCUCAGUGGGGGAUACAGUGCCCCUCCUUCCAAACACGGACGAGACACACUGAGAGGAAAACCCAAGAUGCUCUCACAAGACUCUGGGACCACCACGUCUUCAGCUCCCAGCAGCAACAUCUCAACCACUGCUGCCAAAGAGCACAAAACUGAAGAGAUGCAGCACUCCAGGGCAGCACGAGAGACGGAUGGGAACAGCGACCGACCCAAGAAAGAGGAGGACCUCUUGAACGAGUUACUAGCUGAAAUGAAGGCUCUGCGUGCAGUUGUUCUGGCCCAAAACCAGAGAAUUGAGCUGUUGGAAAGGCAGCUCGCUCGGAUCGAAGAUGGCGAUGUAUGAAAACUCCUGCUUUUUUCAAACAGACCAUGGCCUUACUUGCGUCCGUCCAGCUGUGCAAGUGGAUUAGAAGCAUAGGCUAGUGGUAAACAGGUUAAAGCUGCAUUGUGUAACUUUUGGAGGAGGGUCCGUCACCAGUUUCUCUCCGUGGUGAUGUUGUCCAGAAUGUUCCACAGUAUCUCAUUACACUUAUUAUUACAUUUAUCCCUACGGAGACAGAAGGUGAUGCUACAAGGCCAAGUUACAUAUCAAAUCUGUGGAGAGAUGAGCCUACUCACAAUAAGAAUGCACAUUUUAACAUCAGUAAAAACCAAUGCUAUUGAAUAAAUGAAAGAUGGAUACGUUUAAUGCCAUACUGGGACAUUCCAGACAUAACAACAACAUCACUAUAGAAACAAGCAGAUGGUACCAGAAAAGUUACACAGUGCACCUUUUAACAUGAAGAAAAUAAAGCCUCAAUAUGUUAUCGUGAUUGAAAUGACUGUUUAGGAAUAUUGUAGCAGCAAUUAUAGUGUAUUGUAUCUUAAAGUGAAAUCCAUGAAUUCAUUUUUGAAGGACUUUGAAGGAUGUUUCAAGGCACUGUCGCCAAACACUAAUCUAAUGCACUAAAACAUAUAUCUAAAACUAAACAGUGAGUAUCUAAUUAACACUAUUAGGGCUAACCAAUCAGGUAGUAAAGCUGCUGUGAUGUCUUCAUUGUGUAGACCCUUUAAAAAUGUGUAAAUGAAAACAUUCUAAAUUUGGGAAUAGAGGUAACGGGAGGCAAAAGUGAAUUGGAACAUAAUGCGAUUUCAAUGGGAAAACUAGAAUAUCACAAAAUAUCAAAAUACAAAGGAAAUUUGGCUAAUGAAAAUCAUUCGGGUACAAGUGAGUGAUAUUAGAGUCUGGUUUAAAAACAUUUUCAAUUUUGUCUUGCGUUAGUUGAGAUGGACAGUAAGUAUUUCUGAGAAAGGAAAUAUCCAGAUUUUUAGGUUUCACUGAACAAAUCCCAUUUGGCCAUUACAGCUUUUCACUUCAUCUACAGAUAUAUUACACAGUUCACCAUAAAUUAUAGUUUUUAUUGAGCUCAAAUUUAAUUUUGAGGUUUGAAUUUUUUUUUUUUUCCACCUUUCUAAACAGAGAAGCAAAUUAACUAAUAUAUGUACCUUGGAAAUUCAAAAUAGUUGUUUAUUUUUUGUUAUCAUAUCGUAAAACCAUUAGCAUUUACAUCUGGUAAAACUGAAUAAUUGAAAAUACAUUAUGCCUCCUUCACUUUGCCUCGAGUCGCCUCUAUUCAGUAAUUUUGAACAAUCUGAUGACACAGAAUUUUAAAGGGUCUGUACAUUUUUAUUGUUUUGUUUUUUUUACUACGAUGCCAUGCAAGAGGUCAAAAAUGUAAAAUAUUAUCUGUUAUGCAUCAUGACAGUUGGGUUUGUGUUAUGGAAGUUGAAAAUGUCGAAGUGAAAUGUGUGUGUUGUAUUUGAGUGUAGUCUUAAAGUGAUGAAAAAAGGUAGCACUUGUGUUUUGGUACCUCAUGUUUUAGAGAUGAUUUUCUCUGGGACAGUUUUUUAUAAUUAUAUUAGCUUUAGCUGGUAUGUGUCAUUCCUCUGUCAAUUUUGAUUAAUCUUCCAAGGACCAUUUUCUGUGCUGUACGCUAAACAACGCAAUAAGUGGUAAGAAAGGACAGUGUGUUUUUUUUAACACUAUAUUGGAUUAGUAAUUUCAAACUAUAAAUGAACAGGAUUUGAAACUUUCUGAGGUUGUGAUCGUGUUUGAAGCUGGUGGAUUCCAAACUAUAGCACACCAUUAUGGUACAUUCCUUUAUUAACUGACCUCUUUCUUGUAAUUGUACACUACAUUUUCCUUUUAGUUGAAGCCAGUAGCACAUCAGUAAGACCACACUGUGUGAACACAAUAAACCAUGAUUUUCUCUUUGCA